UCGUUCGUAGGAGAACGCUAGCAGGUCGUGGACUCAACUCCAUCCUCGGUCUCUUCUCCAUCAAAUUUCUCCAACAGUUUAUAUAUCCACUGUUCUCCAUCACUAUCAAGACAAUCAUUAUAAAAAAAAGAGUGACCAACACCCACAAUUCAAAUAAAUAUUACCGAAAUUUUGAUAUCACUUUACCUCUCAUUUCACUUCAGCUUUUCAAGACACACUUGAGCUAUAAAUGUAUUCGAGACAGAGUGAAGGGCUGAUUGUGCCUAAAAGUCAGGUUGAUAAAACUGAAGGGUUGAUAAUACAUCAACGGAAUAUUUCAUGAUCCCGUCCAAUUGAUUAUCGCCAUUCUUAAAUGAUUAUUUUGUAAUUAAUUUUUUUUUUUUGCCAGUCGGUUUAUUUUUUUGUGAGUUUAUUUCGUUGUGGUGGUGCCAACUGUGAUAUUUUCUGUUGAUUAAGUGAUAUUUUAGUUGAGUUUAUUGUACAUUUGUGAUUGUGGAAAACGUCAAGGAGUACUAAAUGUCCACGUAUCGGUCUAACGUCAUUGUGACUCUGGUGCUCGCAGUGGCAUUUAUUUUACAUCUAAUUAAUGCCCAGUCCGAUAUAUACCAAUAUGGUGAAAAACGCCAGGACGGCUCAACUGCACGCAAAUACUGCGGCAAACAUCUAUCAAAUGCCCUGCAGUUAAUCUGCGAUGGUAUAUAUAAUCCAAUGUUCAAGAAGAGUGGCCAAGAAAUGGAAAUGGAUGACUAUCCUUACGCUUAUGACUAUCCUUUCCGAACAAGAGCAAGUGCAAAUGCUAUGAUGGGACGCUUUGGUGGUGUCAGAUUUCGUCGUCAAUCACGUGGUGUUCAUGACGAAUGCUGUGUCAAGCCGUGUUCCAUGUCUGAGUUGAUGAGUUAUUGUGGCCACUAGAGGUGUUCCAAUGAAGAGCUUUGUAAUACACGGAACUAAACAUCACAACCGCCAAAAAAAAAAAAAAAAACAA
Fopius arisanus is the source of this 985-nucleotide messenger RNA. RefSeq names its product LIRP. Gene Ontology annotation, molecular function: hormone activity. The record is from RefSeq and is a predicted model, not a curated record. The coding region runs from base 517 to 912 and encodes 131 amino acids. Lineage: Eukaryota; Metazoa; Arthropoda; Insecta; Hymenoptera; Braconidae. Gene Ontology annotation, cellular component: extracellular region. The transcript has 3 exons.